CCGACACACACAUGCCCCCGCAGCAGCAGACCCAAGACCCAACCGCUCCUCGCGUAUCGUGCCGCCAGGCCAGUGACGCCGCCUCUGCGUCAGCCUGUAGCUGCUUUCUCCUUCCCAACACACAUUUUUUUAGCCCAUCCAGAGAUCGCGCAGAGAGGCGUCAUCGAAAUCGAGGAAGCUGGCAAAGGAUAAUAGCCGCAACGCGGGACACGGAACACCGCAGUUGCAGACGUCAAGUGGUAGUGUACCCAUCAAUCAUACCCUACUGAAGCCUCUGCAGAGGAAGGAGGCGGCAGCUGCGUUAUCAUCGAGAUGAUGCUUAACUGAAAACUUCCACUGUCAGUGUCCCAUCAUAGUACCAGCUGUGCGUGCAUGUCCGUCCGUCCCAUCACUCCAGACGGAGUCGUAGAGCACGAGAGCAGCUUUAGCAGCUCGAGGACGACAAAGAGGAAUCCUGUGGGCAAGUUGGAGCACCGAGGAUGGGUCUGAUCGCACUGAUCUCGCUGGCUCUGCUGGCCAGCUGUAGCGGCUUCUCGUUGCGCUCAGCCGCUUCGUCUGGAGCACCAGCCGGUGGCAAUGACGACUUUGGGCCACUUCGAUAUACCCACUACGAGGAAUUGCAGGAGCUAUUCCGCAACCUAUCUUACAAUUUUCCCCAUCUAGCCAAGGUACACUCGAUCGGUAAAUCCGUCAAGGGCAGGGAGCUUCUCGUUCUCGAGAUCAGCGAAAAUGUUGGCAACGGCAGAAAGUUUGGCGUCCCGAUGGUCAAGUACGUGGCAAACAUGCACGGCGACGAGCCCGUCGGCCGCGAGCUCAUGAUCUACCUCGCCAAGUACUUGCUUUACAACUACGGCAAAGACCCGAGAGUCACGAAACUCGUCAACACCACGGACAUCUUCCUCAUGCCCUCGCUCAAUCCAGAUGGCUUCGAAAACUCAAGGGAGGGAAUGUGUAAUUCUCUGGAAGAUUAUACGGGCCGUGAAAACGCAAACCGCGUUGAUCUCAACCGAAAUUUCCCUGACCAAUUCGAUUCCAGCGUCAACGGUAUCAAGGGAGGUAAAUUGAUUAGUGGAAGGCAAAGCGAAACCAUUGCCAUGAUGACGUGGAUCGUUACCCAGCCAUUUGUUCUGUCUGCAAAUUUCCACGGAGGAGCUGUUGUUGCAAGCUAUCCAUAUGACUCUGGGAUUAGACAUGAUUGUUGCGAAGAAAGCAAGUCUCCAGAUGACAAAAUGUUCAAACAUCUUGCUCACAUCUAUGCUGACAACAAUCCAGCCAUGAGAAUGGGCAACACCUGUCCAUCAGAAACAUUUAAUGGUGGUGUAACUAAUGGAGCACAUUGGUACAAAGUCCAAGGCGGCAUGCAAGACUUCAAUUAUGCUCGAUCAAACGCUUUUGAAGUAACGUUUGAGCUGAGCUGCUGUAAAUAUCCAUUUGCAUCGGUCUUGCCGAGAUACUGGCGUAUGAACAAAGAAUCUCUUUUAAAGUACUUGGAACAAGCCCAUAUUGGUAUUAAAGGCUUUGUAGUAGAUACAGAAGGACAGCCGAUUGAAGGUGCCGAAAUUGUAGUUGUUGGAAUCAACAAAAACAUAACAAGUUCACGUCGAGGAGAGUACUGGCGUCUACUUCUGCCCGGAACAUACACUGUAUAUGCUGCUGCUUGGGGCUAUGCUCCAAGUAAAGAACGACAGGUGACUGUGAAAAAAGGAGAUGCUCUACACGUAAACUUUACCUUGACAAAACUACCGUAUCUAGAGCAGCAAGGUAAUUUUGAAAAUUAUUAUUAUGAAGUAUCGCCCCUCUUAAGCCGUUAUCCACCAUUAGUGAGACCUGAUCCUAACCCCGUGAUCUGGGGAGAUAACUGGAGCUGGGGCUUAAACCAAUCUAUUAAGGAUUCUCGAGACUUUACGCUCAUCACUGAUCUACGCCUUCCACCAAAACUAAACCAGAAACAGGAGCCAGAAACCCUGGCCGUGAUGAAGUGGAUCGAGUCGACGCCCUUCGUUCUCUCGGCGAACCUGCACGGUGGUGCCCUGGUCGCCAAUUACCCGUACGACGACAAUCCCGAAUCCGUGGGCAAUCAGUACGCCCAUCCGAACCUCAGCCAGGACGACGACGUGUUCCGCGCCUUGGCUUCCAUCUACGCGAACGCCCAUCCGAGCAUGCACGUCGGCAACCCGUGCCCCGCACCACCAGGGCGCCAAGAUAGCGUGCUCGACGACGCCUUUCCCGGUGGUAUAACCAAUGGUGCUGCUUGGUACCCGGUAACCGGCGGCAUGCAGGACUACAACUACGUGCACAGCAACGCGUUCGAGCUCACCAUCGAGGUCGGCUGCAACAAGUAUCCCAACGCCUCGGAGCUCGAGUCCUACUGGCGCGACAACCGAGAGCCUCUGCUCCGUUACAUCGAAGCUGCCAGAAAAGGUGUGCACGGAAUGGUGAUGUCGUCGAUCGGAGGGGUCAUCAAAGAAGCCAAAAUAUCGGUGGAGGGCCGGAAUCACGAUGUCUACACGAGCAAUCAGGGUGAUUACUGGCGCAUGUUACUGCCCGGUGAAUACAAUGUAACGGCAAGUGCACCGAAUUACGAGUCCCAAACGAGCAGUGUUCGAGUACCGAAGGACAAUGGCACGGCCGUACUCGAUUUUACGCUCAUACGCGACGAUCCUUAUCACUGGGUCCACUUGAAUGAUUACGAUUUACGAGCCAAUCUGAAAAACGGCUAUCUCAAGAACAGCGAAUUGAGCGAGAGCUUCAAACAGCUGGAAGUCGACAAGCCGGACGUGGCUGAAUUCAAGGCUGACGAUUCGCCGAUUAGCUCGCUCAUACAUUCCUUUAAAAUAACCCACAAUAUGGGCGAUAGCGAGGAGAGUAAAAUUCAUAUUGGUUUGAUUGGAGGAAUAUUCGCGUCCCAGCCGAUAGGCCGAGAAAUCCUUCUGCGCUUUGCCCGACACAUUUUAAUGGGCAACAAGGAGGAAAAUUCAUUUAUCAACAAGUUACUCGAUCGAGUAGUUUUGCAUUUCAUACCCGGUGUCGACGCUGGUUUCGAUAAUGUUAAGCGAGAGUGCAAUCCCGUUGUGAAAGAAGAGCUCGGCAAAAAAUUGACGACGUCCAAAAAAAUUCGACCCUUUGUCGAUAUACUCACAAAUGCCAUGGAGCAAACGCUUCAGACGGAAGAUUUCGACGUGCUCGUUCUGUUCGGAGGCGGUAGUGGAGUUGGCGUCAGCUACUCAACCAACAAAAUUGAUAUUUUCAAGGACUACGCUCAAUAUUUCGAAAGAUCCGUAUUUCAAGAUACUUGUCAAAAUCCCAACUACGAUAUGAAAAAUGUACAAAAUUACAUUAGAGGCCAGUACGACAUUCCAGUGCUGAGUUUUUCUCUGUCCUGCUGUAAAUACCCAAAACCGGAGUCCGUCCCGACUAUCUGGCGACAGAAUGUGUUGCCAUUGAAGGAGCUCGUUAAGCGAUUGGCCACUGGUGUACGAGUGUCCGUGAUGGAUGCCGAAAAAAAUCCUCUGAGAAACGCUAGAGUGAAGAUCGACGCUUUUGUAUAUAAUGUAACGAGAAACAUGGCGUAUUUCAAAGCAAUAUUACCGCCCGGCGUUUAUACCGCAAUAUUCAGUUGUGAUGGUUACGAGGACAGAGCUGUAUUGCUAACAGUUCAGGACGACGAGGUUACCUCGGUCGAUGUGUUUUUGGAUGCGCUGAAGGCAAAAAAAAACAGCGAGUCAAAGACUCAGCCCAAAGAGAACUGGAGCGAAAUCAAUCGGAAUCUCUACAGUCUGUGGAAGAAGUAUCCGAACAUAACUACCUUGCAUGAUAUCGGUGUAAGCGACGAGAAUCGCAGGAUAAUGGCUCUUGAGAUUCAUCGCAAUGGUUUCGACUCCAGGUAUCUACCCGCAAUAGUAUUCUCGGCAGGCGUUGCACAGGGAACACCCGUGACCUCCCGAGUUCUCGUGCGCUUCGCCUCUUACAUACUGAGCAGCUACGACAUCAAUAAGCACUUGACCAACAUGAUUAGAAAUUUUUCGAUCUUCUUUGCCCCUGAUUUGAAUCCCGAUGCCAAAAAAAGAGUACUGUGCUCCCUGGAUCCCAACAAUACUCUUCAUUUUCCCCUUGACAGUUACAAAAUCAAACGGAACGAAACCAUCAAAACAAUUGUGAAUUGGUUCAAGAGCGUGAAGCCUGUUUUAACGGUAAAUUUAAACAGCGGUUCUCAGCACGUGGAAAUUCCAUACGGCGACAGACAGAACGGCCGCAAUCCCAGGUUACUGUUCAAUACGGAUGACGAUAAGAUACUGCAGCACUUUGCAAGCACGUACGCCUUUGGUCAUCCAACAAUGCCUCUAGUGAAUAACAGGUGCGGCAGCAAAGUUUUUAUACAAAACAGUGGCGUGACGCACGCAGGAAUAGCCCAGUCCAAAGAUAGGAUGGACACAUUCCUAGAUUACAUGUAUCUACAGGCAAAUACGUUGCCGCUUGACGCCUACAUCACGUGCUGCAACGACGACAACGAUCAGGACGUGUGGGAGAAAAACAUGAAGAGCUUGCUAAGCGUACUUGAUGAGGCGACCAAGGGGGUCUCGGGCUUUAUUAUUGGCAAGGACAACGAGGCCGUGGUCAACGCUGUGGUAUCGCACGAUACGUCGAUACACAAGGUCGAAAGCCGAGAGAACGGCGCUUACUGGUUGCUUUUGCCAUCCGGAAGUCAUAGUAUCACUGUAGAAGCUCCGGGAUACUUUAAAAUGUCCAAGAUCGUUAACGUUACCUAUGAGCAAAUUUCACCCAAAGUAGUGUUCAAAUUGCAGAGGAACGAGCGUUUCUUCGGACUGCCCCGUCUUGCGUUUGUGAUAAUAUCUGGUGCAGUUUUCGUUACAUUCAGCGCUCUGUGUAUAUUUAUCGUUACCAAAUGCCAAGCAAAAAAAAACCAAGAUAGUGAUAGGCGGCCUUAUUCGUUUAGUUUGUUGCGCGACGGUAGUACUUUCUUCGAUGACGAUGAAAAAGAAGUAGAAAUCUUCAAAAGAGUAACCAAGGACUACCAGGAAGAUAAAGCUGCAGUGCAACCUUACUUUGAUGAUGAAAAUGAUGAUUCGAGUGCUGAAGGUAGUGAUCUUGAAUUUAUAAGACCAGACAGGGAAUGGAAAGAAGGAUCUCCAGAAUCAUGUUAA
Molecule: messenger RNA, 5162 nt
Organism: Copidosoma floridanum
Lineage: Eukaryota; Metazoa; Arthropoda; Insecta; Hymenoptera; Encyrtidae
Gene: svr
Product: Carboxypeptidase D svr
Biological process (GO): protein processing; peptide metabolic process
Molecular function (GO): zinc ion binding; metallocarboxypeptidase activity
Source: RefSeq, a predicted model, not a curated record